Messenger RNA from Fonsecaea erecta, 777 nucleotides. RefSeq lists its product as hypothetical. The coding region runs from base 1 to 777 and encodes 258 amino acids. The transcript has 2 exons. NCBI's taxonomy places the organism in Eukaryota, Fungi, Ascomycota, Eurotiomycetes, Chaetothyriales, Herpotrichiellaceae. The record is from RefSeq and is a predicted model, not a curated record.
AUGUCGGAACCACUCGCCUAUCCCAAGACCAAGAGCACCACGGUCAAUCGCUAUAACGCCAGAGCCACGUACGAUGUCAAGGCUAUUCACUCCAUCGUCAACGAAAGCUCGGUGCUCCAUGUCUCCUUUGCUCCUGACGCCGAGGAUCCAUUCCCGGCCGUGCUGCCCAUGAUCGGGACCAUGGGUUCCUACGACUAUCCGAGCGCUGGACUCGACGAGCCCCUGGAUUGCUACCUGCACGGCUACGUCAGUUCCCGCGUCAUGAGGCUGGCCACCUCUUCACCCCAGGGUUUGCCUGUCACCAUCGCAGCUACCAAGGUCGACGGACUUGUUCUCGCCCUCACGCCCAACGCCCACAGCUACAACUAUCGGAGUGCCAUUCUGCACGGCUAUGCCAGGAUUGUGGAGACAACGGAAGAGAAACUGUGGGCCAUGGAGCUGAUCACGAACUCGGUCGUCCCCGACAGAUGGAAGAAUUCUCGCGUUCCACCGGACAGCGCAGAGAUGCAGUCCACGAGAAUCCUCAGAGUCAGAAUCACCGCAGCCAGUGGCAAGUCGAGAGAGGGUGGGCCGCAUGACGAGCCGAAGGACACUACACGGGAGGACGUGACAGGGAAGACCUGGGUGGGAGUCGUGCCCGUGGUGGAGAAGUUUUACGAACCGAUUCCAGCCGCCGACAACAAGGUCGACGAACUGCCUAAGUACAUCGCAGACUACGUUGCAGAGGCCAAUGCGAGGGCCGAGGGGUACGCGUUGAAUGCUGCUCGGCUGCCCUGA